Molecule: messenger RNA, 741 nt
Organism: Fusarium vanettenii 77-13-4
Lineage: Eukaryota; Fungi; Ascomycota; Sordariomycetes; Hypocreales; Nectriaceae
Exons: 3
Coding region: 1-741 (246 amino acids)
Cellular component (GO): cytosol
Source: RefSeq, a predicted model, not a curated record
AUGGCAAGCUCGCAUAAAAUCCUUGUGCUCGAAUUCGAAGAGCCUCCUGAGGUGAUUCGUGCAGCGCAUGGAACGCACGGAGAUCUUCUAGUUCAUUUUGUCUUUGGCGACCUAAAGUCCUGUCCACCGAUCGAAACCAAGAAGCACCGGGUUCUCGCAAGCCAAAAAUAUCCCCAUCUAUCCGAGAUCAGUGCGAUCGUGAUUACUGGAAGCAAAUAUUCCGCAGCCGAGAACGACCCCUGGGUUCCAUCAUUGCUGGGCUAUGUCAAGCAAGCAUAUCAGGCCGAGAUUCCCAUCGCUGGAUUCUGCUACGGUCACCAAAUCAUCGCGAAAGCUCUGGGUGGACAGGUCACCCUCAGUCCUGGAGGAUACGAACUAGGCGUGCAGGAAGUCACUCCAUCAUCCCAGGGUGUAGAAAUUCUGGGGACUAAAACAUUGGUUCUGCCUAACAUCCCCCAAUUCCAUAGCGACUGCGUGUCCAGUCUGCCGCCGGAUAUCGAUAACCUCGCUUCUAGCUCGUUAAGCGAGGUACAGGUCAUGUAUCAGAAAGGCAGGGUGCUAGGAUACCAAGGUCAUCCAGAGUUUGAUUCAUACGUAACACGGUGUCUGGCAGACUUCCUUCUUGAGAAUGGGGAUAUCAGUCAAGAAGUAUUUGACUCUCAGGUCAAGAGGGGAAGUGAGCCAAAGGGGGCGGCUGUGUUGUCCAAGCUCGCGCGGGAAUUUCUCCUUGGACUAAAUUGA